Messenger RNA from Nothobranchius furzeri (turquoise killifish), 3053 nucleotides. The record is from RefSeq and is a predicted model, not a curated record. Lineage: Eukaryota; Metazoa; Chordata; Actinopteri; Cyprinodontiformes; Nothobranchiidae.
ACUCAGUCCCUUCUUGGAGAUGGCUUCAUGCUUGUGUCUCCAGUCCAGUCUGUUGUCCAGAUGAACACCGAGGUAUUUGUAAUCUUCCACCACCUCCCCCUACUCCCCAAUAAUGCAUGUUGAGCUAUUCCCGUUUCUUUCUAAAUCAUCCAAUUUGGUUUGUUCACAUUCAAGAUUAUGUGAGUGUCCCCACACCACGCCACAAAGUGGUCCACCAGCUCUCUGUACUCUUGACCAUCUCUCAUAAACCCGACGACUGCAGAAUCGUCUGAGUCUUUCUGCAGAUGACAGGUCUCCGACUUGUUCUGGAAGUCUGCAGAGUGAAAAGGAAUGGGGAGAGUACUGUACAGGCAUCAAAUGUACAAUUGUGGAAUAAGUUUCCCAACGAGCAGAUCAGUAUAAUAUAACAUUAAACAAAGAACAUAAACAGGGAAAUACCAGUUUAAAAACAUGCUUUUACACACAUAAUACAGAAAACAGAGAACUUUGUGCCAACUGGGGACGUGGUGAAAGAUCAUUUCACACUACUCUCCUCCUCCUUAGUUCAGAAGAAAAUAUUACCAUAUCUUAAACAUCGCUCGUAGGACAACAAACUGUUUUUUUAACAUGUUAAAAGUCUGAUUGUUUUUUUAAAGUAACAAUUGUACGUCUCAGUCACUUCAGUAGUGGAGGAACGCCAGCUCAGAGUGAAAGAGGAUCUAUUUCAGAGUUGAAACAAUCCAGCUCUCUGAUUGGAUGCUGAAAACCUGUGCUUCUCAAAAUUGAAACAACCCAGUCAUUUGAUUGGUCAAAUGUUGGAACUGAGCAGGGGGACACGCCCCUAACUGCUUCAUAACAGUGUCAUAUUAGGGUUAGUUAUGUUAUUUAAAAAAAAUGAGGAACGCUUCACGAAUUUGCGUGUCAUCCUUGCGCCUAGGGGAGGCAGUUCUUCUCAGUCCAUUUGUUCCAUUUUUCCAUUGGGUUAACCAAUCAAAUGGCUUGUUCCGAGUUUCCAUUGGGUUAACCAAUCAAAUGGCUGUAUCAACCGGUGGCCGGUUUUGUUCCAUGCCCGAGCGAUCCGCCAUUGCUCCACAUUGCUCUGAGAGAUCUGAGAGGUAAGAAGUAACUAUCUUUUAUACUUUUUAUUUGUAAACUUACAAAAAUUUAAAGCAUUACAGCUCGUUUAGCGGGAUUAAGAUGGUACAGGACUUUGUUUUUACCUUAAUGUUGUGAAAUGUUAACAUUGUUUUAGCUAGCUAGCGUGCUGCUGCAUUAGCUACUGCUAACCAAUAUGUGCUUGUAUUUACGUAAUUUUUUAAAUGAACACCAUCCUGGUUGCAUUAAAAACCACAUGUAAGUAUUUAUUCAACCAUGUUGUUCAUCAUCACGAUCGUGCAUGUUUGUGCUCUGAUUAGUUUUAGCUUCACUUAUAGAAAAUCCAGCCAAUAACUGGGUUUGCUAAUUAGCUUUUGGCUAGUAGAAAAUGUGAGUGUUUGUUUCUCAUGUUGUUUAUUUCACAUAAGACAGGACAGCACGUCAUGUAAACUAAUAAUAACAUUAAUGAAAAAUAAGAUAAUCUGUUACUGAUCAGCAGUUGCUAAGGUUUGGUAUGAACUGUAAACCUGGUUUUUCUGCAGCUUCUCAUCCAGUCGUUUCCUCCUUUAUUUAGAUGGAACAUCCAAAUUUUAAAAAGGCUCACAAUGGGACCCUGAUCCUCAGGGCCUCAGAUGAGGCAAAGGCCGUGGGACCCCAGAGGCAGGGGUACAGGGCCAAGCAGCCAGAGGAGGUGGAGGCGGAUGCAAGGGCCCACGUCACCAGCGAGGGUGGUGAUGUCAACAACGCCACCCUCGUGCUGAGCCGGUGGAAGGUCCAGUUUGGGACCUACCAGGGCAAGACUUUCCACUGGCUCCUGCAGAAUGACGUGGGCUAUGCCGUGAUGCUGGUGGCUUCUCACCAGAAGGAGCGAGAGAGGACAGGCUCUCAGUCCCCUCUGAUGGCCAACAAGGUGGGAUCUCUCAGGUCCCCUCCUCUGUGCAUAACAGAGUUUGAUCAUUCUAACCUUCACUUUGUGAACACACAGGACGCCUUCACCCGUUACUCCUUGGCGUACCCGGAGUUUGCUGAGGCGGUGCGGUUCCGGCAGGCGUUUGAGGAGGCGCGGGUGAAGUCCCUCCAGCCUGGUCAGGAGGGACAGGCCCUUGUUGGCUUUGGGGACUUCAAGUUUGAGAGCCUGCAGAGCCUGUACGACUCCAAGGACCCCAAAACGAUCCGGUUUGUCAACUACCUAAGGAGGAUGACGCCAGCUCCAGGCUCGCAGAUGGAGAACGCCGUCCGCUACGUGAAGAAGAGGGACAGACAGAGGGAGGGCGCUACUGCUGCAUCUGCCGCUGCCACCAGCACCACCUCCACCCCAGUGGCUGCCUCCGCCUCCAGCAGCAGCAGAGUGUCUGUCUGUCCUUCUUACCAGAGGCCGAAGGCUGCUUCUCAAUUUGCAGCCUUUGUGUCUGGGCGGCGUUCUCUGUCUGCGGUGGAAAUGCAGGCAAAACUAAAAAAGAUGGUGGCCCCUAAGCCUGCAUUUCCAUCCUCCUCAAGACCAGCUCGUCCACCCACAGCAUCUGGGGAGCCCAGUGAUGAAGAGCUGGUCCAGGCGGUAGUUGACCAAGGGCAACCUUCUGGAGUACAGGCACCUCUCCCGCUCCCUCCUCCUCCUCCUUCUCCGCCGCCUCCUGUGGCUGCAAAAAAAAACGUCUGCGGGACGGGAGGAACCCACAGACGAGGAACUCCUGGAGGCCGCACAAGAAACUCCAGCGCUCCCUGCUGCAGUCCUCCCUCCCCCACCUCCUGCUGCCAGCUCUAAGUUGCUGCCUGAGUCCUGGCAGGCAGCUCUGACUGCCGAACAGCAGGAGUGGAUCGGCCGGGUGCUGUUCACCAGGGACCGUGCUGGGAGGCCGCGUCUCAUCACGGAGCUCAGUCCCUGGUGGUACCCUCCCCAGCCCCGGGCGGUCUACACUCAGCCUCCCGCCUCUCCCGACCCCUUCUUUGCAUGUCGGCUCUUCCUGUGGAUGCCUCACAGG